Molecule: messenger RNA, 1638 nt
Organism: Onychomys torridus (southern grasshopper mouse)
Lineage: Eukaryota; Metazoa; Chordata; Mammalia; Rodentia; Cricetidae
Gene: Ceacam16
Product: CEA cell adhesion molecule 16, tectorial membrane component
Exons: 6
Coding region: 154-1428 (424 amino acids)
Source: RefSeq, a predicted model, not a curated record
GAUCCCUCCAAAUUCCGGUGAUCCGCCCCGCUUCCAAAUUGCCGACCGAUCCCAGGUCCAGUGGCAGACCGAGCCAAGCCUCAACCAGGAAGGGCCUCUGAGACUGGAACGCCGUCACCACCAACCAUCUCCGACAUCAACCUGGGGUGAAAGAUGCCACUGGCCUGGUGCAGCUGGCUCUUCCUCAGUGUGUGGAUGCUGAACACCGGGGCUGAGAUCUCCAUCACCCCUGAGCCUGCCCAACCUGCAGAGGGGGACAAUGUCACGCUGGUGGUCCAUGGGCUUUCUGGGGAACUGCUUGCCUACAAUUGGUAUGCAGGGCCCACGCUCAGCCUGACCUUCCUGGUGGCCAGUUACAUCGUCAGCACUGGUGACGAGACCCCUGGACCGGCCCACACAGGGCGGGAAGCUGUGCGCCCCGAUGGCAGCCUUGCUAUCCAUGGUGCCCUGCCUGGACACACAGGCACCUAUAUCAUACAGACCCUUAACAGGCAGUUUCAGACGGAGGUGGGCUACGGACACGUGCAGGUCUAUGAGAUCCUGGCACCUCCCACGGUCAUGGCCAACGACACUGCGCUGGUGGAGCGCAGGGACACCCUUCGCCUCGUGUGCAGCAGCCCCAGCCCAGCUGAGGUCCGCUGGUUCUUCAACGGUGACGCUCUGCCUGUUGCUGUCCGCCUGGGCCUGUCCCCCGAUGGCAGGAUGCUGACCCGUCAUGGCAUCCGCAGGGAGGAGGCGGGCGCCUACCAGUGCGAGGUCUGGAACCCGGUCAGCGUCAGCCGCAGCGAGCCCCUGAACCUGACUGUCUACUUUGGCCCUGAACGUGUGGCUAUCCUCCAAGAUUCCACCACCCGGACGGGCUGCACCAUUAAAGUGGACUUCAACACCUCCCUUACCCUGUGGUGUGUGUCCCGAUCCUGCCCUGAGCCCGAGUACGUGUGGGCCUUCAACGGGAAAGCCUUGAAGAAUGGUCAGGAUCACCUAAACAUCAGCAGCAUGACUGUGGCCCAGGAGGGCACAUACACGUGUAUUGCUAAGAACUCCAAGACCCUGCUGUCCGGCUCUGCCUCUGUGGUGGUCAAGCUGUCUGCCGCAGUUGUGGCCAUGAUGAUUGUACCUGUUCCAACUAAACCAACGGAGGGCCAGGACGUGACCCUGACCGUCCAGGGCUACCCCAAGGACCUGCUAGUCUAUGCCUGGUACCGUGGACCGGCCUCAGAGCCCAACCGACUGCUCAGCCAGCUGCCGUCGGGGAACUGGAUCGCUGGCCCAGCGCACACGGGCCGGGAGGUGGGCUUCGCCAAUUGCUCGCUGCUGGUGCAAAAGCUGAACCUCACGGAUGCCGGACGCUACACUCUCAAGACCGUCACACUGCAGGGCAAGACCGACACAUUGGAGGUGGAGCUACAGGUGGCCCCCCUGGAGUAGCCACCGCCGCCGCCGCAGCCGCCACAGCGCAGGCCGCAGAGACCUGGGGAGGAACGCGCUCUGGCAGCAUCUUCCCGCAUCCACCCCUGAGCCCAGGACCGCUCGCCUGCAGCACGGAUGCAGGCCGCAGUCCCGCCAUCCUGUCUCCAUCUAGAUUUAGCGCCGAGCUGUGGGAGAGCUGCCCAGUCCAUAAACGUCCGGAUGAUCGCA